Molecule: messenger RNA, 1646 nt
Organism: Perognathus longimembris pacificus (Pacific pocket mouse)
Lineage: Eukaryota; Metazoa; Chordata; Mammalia; Rodentia; Heteromyidae
Product: beta-1,3-galactosyl-O-glycosyl-glycoprotein beta-1,6-N-acetylglucosaminyltransferase 7-like
Exons: 3
Coding region: 357-1646 (429 amino acids)
Cellular component (GO): membrane
Molecular function (GO): acetylglucosaminyltransferase activity
Source: RefSeq, a predicted model, not a curated record
GGGUGCCCUGGCGCAGAGCUUUGUUUACCCAGCUCUGCACAAACACUCAGACGCAAAAGCAGCCGUUCUCCUAUCCCCGAGGGAGGAGCAACCGGAGCCCGAGUCUCCGGGGAGGCAGAGGCAGCCCAGCCUGCCAGGCAACUCCAUCGAGCAGAAGGAAGAGCCCGGCAGCAGCCGGCGCCUGCCAAGCUGCCCACCCGCGCCAGCCGCAGCCGCAGCCGCAGCUCUGGGAAGCGCCCGCUCUCUGCGGGGACCCGGAAUGGCAGCCUCCCCCCUGGUAGCCCAGCUGGUGGUCUAGGAGGCGCGGCGGGAAGCGCCCAAACGAUGGUGGUGAGGAUGCACGCGGAGUGCCAGGCAUGGGCCAGCUUCGAGCCACCAAGCGGGGCCUCCUCGUGGGCGCGGCCGCCUGUGUCUGCGUCUUCCUGUAUCUGAGGAGCUCGCCUCCCGAGGCCGCCCAGGCGGAGCCCCCCUACCCGGCCGCCCUGGAAUGCGGCUUCUACCCAGACGAACUGUGCUCAGCUCUCUUUGAAGGGAAAAAAGCGGCCCCCCAGAUCGCCACGUUCUGCACAAACCAGCCCGCACCCGACAUCCUUGGGUAUGUACACGACGCGGGAAACUGCUCCCGGAUGUCCCGGGGGCUGCGCUUCAUAACCACCCCCCUCUCCGCCGAGGAGGGGAACUUCUCCCUGGCUUACAUCGUAACCCUCCGCGAGGAGCUGGCCAUGUUUGUGCAGCUCCUCAGGGCUAUCUACGCGCCACAAAACCUUUACUGUAUCCACGUGGACGGAACGGCCCCACGGGAGUACACCAGGGCGGUGCGGGCCCUGGCCGCCUGCUUUGGAAACAUCUUCAUCUCACCACGGACACAAGAGGCGGCUCACACUGACCGUGGGAGACUGCAGGCGGAUAUCGACUGUAUGAAAGAUCUGGUCCAAUCCAAACGGCGGUGGAAAUAUGUCAUUAACCUUUGUGGCCAGGAUUUCCCCAUCAAAACCAACAGAGAAAUCAUCCACUAUCUCAGGAGCAAGUGGAAUGACAAAAACAUCACUCCCGGAGUGGCGUCCACAGGGCAGGCCCGGGCCCGGCCGGGUCCAGGCCCUCCGGAGCCCAGCCCGGGAGGUGGCCACGCGUCUCCCACGGAAGGAUUCGGGCGGGAGCCACCCCACAACGUGACCGUGUACGUGGGCAGUGCCUACUACUUGCUCACGAGGAGGUUUGUGGAGUUCGUGCUGACGGACGGCCGCGCCAAGGACGUGCUGCAGUGGGCCCGGGCCACUCUCAGCCCGGCGCAGCACUACUGGGGGACCCUCAACCGACUCAAAGACGCCCCCGGGUCCACACCAGACGCUGGCUGGGAAGGGAACCUUCGAGCCGUCAAGCGGAGAGCAGAGGAAGGAAAGGUUCACGAUGGAUGUAAAGGCCACUAUGUCCAAGACACCUGUGUGUAUGGACCGGGAGACCUGGCCUGGCUCAUCCAAUCGCCUUCUCUGUUUGCCAGCAAAUUCGCGCCAUCCUCCGAGCCCCUCGUGGUCACGUGCCUGGAGAGGCGGCACCGGCUUCGGGUCCUGGCACAGGCGGAGGUCCCUACACAACCACACUGGCAUUUCCAACCAGAGAGUCACUUCAACAUGAAGCUGCGCCGCUAA